UGCUCAAAUUUGUGCUACUUCUUUGGUUUCGUCACAUUCCUUCGGAGGUUGGUACAAAACAGACUUCCCCCUGCUUUGUCACUGGACUAUAAGAGUUGUUGAGCUCAGUCACACGGAUCAUUUUUGUGUGGUGCAGCUCGGCACAUAAAGGAGCUCAAAGCCCUUGAGGGAACGACGAGCGUUGGUUUAUCGUUGGGGACAGGAAAACCACGCUGUCUCACUGGGUUUGUUCCAGGCCGCUGACCCAAUAAGAAUCCUUCGUCUCGUGUGGUUUAGACGGCCUGACAGAUCAAACCUCCUUGCGCCGCAGUGUAUUCAUUCCCUCCAGAGUCAAGGACAUAAUGUGACACGUCUCCGUCUCUGACUGACUGAUUUACAACCGAGGCCACCAUGCAGCGAUGCCACACUGGGCUGUGUCUGUCUGUCUACAUCAUUACCUUUGUCCUGGGAUUCCCAGCCAAUGUCCUCGCCUUCUACACUUUCUGCAAGAAAGUGCGGCAGAAGCCCAGGCCGAUUGACAUCCUGCUCCUAAACCUGACCAUCUCUGACCUCCUCUUUCUGAUCUUCCUGCCCUUCAAGAUGCAGGAAGCGAUGGACGACAUGCUCUGGAAAAUGCCCUAUGUCCUCUGCCCACUGUCUGGCUUCGUCUUCUACAUGACCAUCUACAACAGCACCUUCUUCCUCACUGCGGUCAGCGUUGAGCGCUACCUGGGUGUGGCUUUCCCCAUCCAGCACACCCUAAAGCGCAGGCCUAUAUAUGCUGUCGCCGCCAGUAUCUUCUUCUGGAUUUUCUCCAUCCUGAACCUGAGUAUUGUGUACAUCGUGCCUUUAAUCAGCCCUGAUCACUCCCAUCAGAAUCCCUCCUCGCACCAGAAUGUCUCAGCCACCCCUGCCCCUGUUGAACAAAGGAAGGUGUGUUAUGAGAAUUUCACCGAGGCUCAGCUGAACGUCCUCCUGCCCGUGCGUCUGGAGCUCUGUAUUGUACUUUUCUGCAUCCCUUUCCUCAUUUGCUGUUUCUGCUACAUCAACUUCAUCAAGAUCCUGUCCAAGCUGAAGCACAUUGACAACCGCCGGCGCAACCGAGCCAUUGGCAUGGCUUUAGGAACACUGCUGGUGUUCGCUUUAUGUUUCGGCCCCUAUAACGUCUCGCACAUUGUCGGUUUUAUUCAAUGGAAAAGUCCUAACUGGAGAGACAAGGCCCUGCUCUGCAGCACCUUUAAUGCUUGUCUAGACCCUAUUAUUUUCUACCUGUCGUCCUCUGCUGUGAGGGGGACUGUGGGUAGUAUGUUGAAAGGGGCUAAGACUCGCCUAAAUAGGUUCAUAUCCUGGCCUGCGUUCUGCUCCAUGGGAGGAGGAAAUAGUGAGUCUUCAAAAGAGAGAGGAAGCAGUACCAAUACUAUCUGAGCUGACUGAAAGGAAGCUGCGAGCAACCCGCUCCAAUGAUUCAUUUCUCUAUCAGCAAUCAGGAAAUGAAUAUUUAUGUUUUUACAUGCAGGAAAAAGUUUCACUAAACACAGAGAAGCACUUCUCUGAUGGACUUCCUAUUCAGAAAUGAGUCGAGAUAGGAAAAUCCCUGUCCCUGCUUUGAACUGCCACAUGCAAAUGAAAAAUAUUUAUUACACAACAGCAAGACUUUACAAGAGCUCCGCUAUUGCAGUUGCAGGUUUUUGUGGACUGCUGCUGAGACGGAGACACCAACAAAAUAAAUAUCCAAGCAACAGCUUCGGACGUCAUCUCUAAGCAAUAAGAGAUAAAGCUUUCCUACCCGCUUUAACCAUGAGCAGGAUAUGCCGUCUGUUUGUAGCAACGUGCCCAUUGUUGUCACAUAUUGUGGAAAAAGAAAAAAAUAAUAACGAGAGAACUGCGAAGUGCGAGAUGUGAAAGAAGGUUCGAGUGUGUAUAAAAUGACUUUGUAUUCUUUGCUUCUCAUGAGUAUAUGACCAUUCUCACGCAGACUUUUGUUAACAGCACUUUUUAUUCAUGUUAUUUGACUGGAAGCAGAUGUUGUAUAUGUCAUGUGACAUACACCUAUUGGCCAUUUCAUUAGGUAUAUGAUGCAAUACAACAACCCUGCCAUGAAUUGACACUUUUAUGAACUUUACAAUUUGUCAGUUGUUGUUGACACUGUCAGAAAGGUCAUAAAUUUACUUUAUAACUGAGGUUGUAGUGGGUGGUGAUUGUAAAAUUAUUAAAACAUUAUGGCCGUCUCAUGUGUGUAAACACGGUGGCCAUAAUAUCCGAAACACCUUUCAACACAAUGCAGUCCGACACAGCAAACUACAACCUGAGUAAUGAUAAAGAUAAUGAUAUAUUGUUGAAUUAUUAAUUUAAAAUGCCUAUUUAUAUCAGAUCUGUUUGAUUUGAUCACAUUAGAUCGUACAAGUGUACCUAAUGAAGUGGCCCGUGAGUGUAUGUGGUACUAAAGUAGCAUGUAUAUAGUAAGAGUGGCAGGGAUUGUAAUUACAUAACACAGAACAAUAUUUUCAUAUGCAACUCAUAUAAACGUAUUUUACAGAA
Larimichthys crocea (large yellow croaker) is the source of this 2517-nucleotide messenger RNA. RefSeq names its product free fatty acid receptor 2. The transcript is spliced from 2 exons. Bases 391 to 1404 code for a protein of 337 amino acids. The record is from RefSeq and is a predicted model, not a curated record. NCBI's taxonomy places the organism in Eukaryota, Metazoa, Chordata, Actinopteri, Sciaenidae. Gene Ontology annotation, molecular function: G protein-coupled receptor activity. Gene Ontology annotation, cellular component: plasma membrane. Gene Ontology annotation, biological process: G protein-coupled receptor signaling pathway; cellular response to fatty acid.